Molecule: messenger RNA, 927 nt
Organism: Entamoeba dispar SAW760
Lineage: Eukaryota; Evosea; Mastigamoebida; Endamoebidae
Exons: 2
Coding region: 1-927 (308 amino acids)
Source: RefSeq, a predicted model, not a curated record
AUGGGAAACAUCACAUUAGAAACAGAAAAGGGAAUUGCUAUAAGUGUUAUAUCAAUUUCUAGUGUGUUAACAUCAUUGUUAUUAUUAUACUUUAUAUGUACUGUUAUUUUACAAUAUUGUAAAAGAUGUAAAAAAACUAAACAGUAUAAAUUUUUAGUACAACCACCAUACAUAACACCUAGAAGGAUAUGUCAUUUCGGUAUUUUUUGUUAUGUGCUAUGUCAAGUUAAUUUUAUUGCAUGGGAAAUAUAUUAUUAUUCUUUUACACUAUUAACAGAUAAUUUUAAUUCAUUAAUUUACAUUUAUUGGUAUGAAAUGUCUAAUUUAUUAGAUACAACAACUUUUGGAUUAAUGAUUAUGCUUACAGUAAUUGCACUGAGAUUACAAUUAGGAAGUAUGGUCACUCAAGAAAAAAGUAUUUUAUUAAAAAUAUUUGAUAUCUUUUGGACUCUUGGGAUAGCAACAUUACUAAUAGAUUCGUUAGUCCAUUUUGUUUCAUUAAUAUAUAUUAUGUUUAUUCCAUCUGAUUUAUUCUAUGAUUUAUUUGAAGUUUAUUUUAAGAUAAGAACAAUAUAUACCAAUGCAGGACUAUCUUUGUCUUAUUUUUGUUUGUUGUGUUUUAUAUUAAUGUUAGUCUUUAUGUAUCGUAUUUUUCGUGUUUAUAAUGCUCGUGAAUCAAGAGAAAUUAAGAUAAGAACAAGUAUUUGUGGAGGGUUGAUAGCUCUUUGUAUUUUAUUACGUUUUUGUAUGUGUUUUACUCAUGUUGUUCAAUAUUUUAAUGAGUUUUCAACUCCAAGUGAAGAGAAAAAACCAGGAGAUGAAUCUCAUUUUUUAAUUGGUUGGGCUGAUAUUCCUCUUAUUAUUGGACUUAAAUUUUUACCUUCAUUUUUAAUUAUAUUGAUGAUGAAUAAACCACAACUGUGUUAA